GUGCGUCUGAUUUCAGAGCAACAAGCGCUGACAGGAAUCCACAGCUUAAAUGUCACCGCCGGCAGAUGCUCCACUCCAGCAUGUUUCAGUCUGAAGUCUUGCGUGUGUUUGCAUGCUCCACUGCGCGUUCGUGUGCUCUCAUGACCUGUGGCGUCACCUCCCUACCUCUGUCUGUCUGACCAGGAAGUCGCCGCCCUCCCCAACAGACCCAGCGCCACUCUGUCCGAACCAUCCACACGUCCGACCAUGGCCUCACCUCCAGACGCCGCUCUCUCUGCAGGCAGCAGAAGCAGAUCCAGGUCAGGACAUCCUGAGGAGAAGGCCGCAGGCGGUGAGGACCAGGAGGCCGAGCAGGUGUCGGUGAAGGAGAGACUGGCCAUGUAUCAGGCUGCCGUGUCCAGCAAAGAAAGCAGCGCGUCCUCCUCCGCUGUGAUGAUGGAUGAGUCAGAGGCCUGUUCGCUGCCUGGUGGGCUGGCAAGUGUGAAGAAACAGUUUGAGAAUCAGGAGUUUGCCUCUUCAUCCUCUCAGUCCAGUGUCACGCAAUUUCAUGUCCAGAAGAGAUCAGUCCAGGAGAUCUCAAGCUCCUCUGAGGUGAUGAUGAGGAGCAGUGCCCGGCAAGAGGUGAUCCAUGAUCAAAGGGUGCACCAUAACAAUGUGACCACGAGUUACGGGAACCAUCACAAUGAAACCGUUACGCUCGUUGGAGGAGACGACCUACCGAAGGUUUCCACUCAGGCUUUGAAGGAGCAGUAUGAAAAAACGAUUGAGGAAGCUGCACCAGCCAAGGAGAUCAAGGUUGAUUUGGAUUUCAACCAGUUUCAAUGGACACCAGUUAACCAGUCAUCCAAAUCCUCCACAAGUUAUGACACGUCCUCUGCUGCUGUAAGGAUGGAGACUGCUUCCUCUGCUUCAUCAAUGCAUAAUGAAGCGACUGAUCCCUUUUCUCUUCCAUCGUCACAUCUGCAAGUAAAAACCGGUGAGAGUAGAUCCCAGUCUCAGGAGUCAGCCUCCCGGGAAAGCCACACCGGGAGUACGGAGCAGUACUUUAAGCACAAGAACAUGGCGGAGCUGAAGCGCCUCUACAAGCACAUACAUCCCGAAGUGCGCAAAAACCUGGAGGAAGAUCUUAUCAGCCAGCUUAGUGAAGUGGAAAAGGUGGCGUUAGAUAGCAAAGAAAUGAGCGAAGUCCAGCAAACUCGUUUUAGGUUUGAAAACGAUGGCGAUGACUCGAGUGAAUGUUCGAGCCCCGACAAUGAGUCCGUGGAGUGGGACGAAAUCCUCAAAGGGGAGGUGCAAUCGAGGCGCUGGAUGUUCGAAAACAAGCCACUAGAUACAAUCAAAGACGAUUCCCUAGAUGAGAUUGAGGAGAGAAAUAUUGCACAGCAGGAAAUCAUAGCUGGUAAAGAUGUCCGACACACAGCUUGGAUGUUCGAAACUCAGCCCAUAGACGCUCUGGGGACGGAGGCCUCAGAAACUCAAGAUCAAUCAGAAAAACAGAAUGAUCUCGCGAGAGGAGAUGUCCGUACCGCGACUUGGCUUUUUGAAACGCAGCCUCUCGACUAUCUUAACAAGAUCUACCAAGAAGAUGAACAGGACUCGGACGCCACCAAUGACAUCACCGGAGGAGAUGUCAAAACGGCCAGGUACCUCUUUGAGACCCAGCAUCUGGAUUCCUUGGGUAAAAGCGAAACUAUAGAGGAGAGUAGCUUCCUAAGCCUCAAGUCGGAGCUUGAGGAGAUUAAGGGGGACGUCACGACCACAACACGCAUGUUUGAGACCUUCCCCAUGUGCGUCAUCAGAGGGGAUUCAGGGGAGAUGCUGGAGAUCACCACCAUCCGCCGGGAGGAGACCGAGAAAGGAGACGUGCGGACGUCGCGCUGGAUGUUUGAAACCCAACCUCUGGAUAUGAUCAACAAAGACCCUGCAAUGGUGAAGCUGAUAUGCGGAAUAUCGCAAGAGGAAACCACACAAGGCGGUGUGAACAGAGGCAGAUGGCUUUUUGAGACAAAGACGCUUGAUUCCAUUAAAGACGAGGAGUGGGAGAGUUCCAUGAGUCAAAGAAAAGACAUUAUUGGAGCUGAUGUGAGGAAACGUUGCCUUGUUUUUGAGACUCAGCCGAUGGACACAUUGAAAGAUAACACUAAUGCUCGACCUUUACCUUCUGAAGAGAUCGUAGGAGGCGAUGUUAAGUCCGCCAAACAUCUGUUUGAGACGGUGCCCAUGGAAAACCUGAAGGAGCUGCUUCAGGUGGGAAAGCUCACGAAAACUGUUGCAUCUGAGGAAGAAAAGGGCGAUGUGAGGCAUCAGAAAUGGGUCUUUGAAAGCCAACCACUGGAGAGCAUACGGGAGGAGAGGAAAGAGAUCACAAGAACUGUAAACAUUCAAGCCCAAGACAAAGGAGAUGUGACAAACUAUAAAGAGCGAUUUGAAACAAUGGAUUUAAGCAAAUGUGAAAGGACGGAGAAAAUCCAAGUUGAAGGCGUCACAAGUGGAUCUGUAAAGUCCAACAAGGAUCUUUUUGAAUCCACACCGCUCUAUGCCAUCCAGGACAGCUCUGGCUAUUACCAUGAGGUGAGGACUGUCAGGCGGGAGGAGAUAGUGAAGGGAGACAUUCACAGCUGCAGAUGGAUGUUUGAAACCCGCCCUAUUGAUCAGUUUGAUGAGAGCAUCAGUAAGUUCCAGAUCAUAAAAGGAAUCUCCAAACAGGAAAUCGAGUCAGGGGACGUCAAAACAGCAAAGUGGCUGUUUGAGACCCAACCUCUUGAUGCAAUCAAGUAUUUCAGCAAUGCUGAGGUGAAAGAACAGAAAACAAAGGAAGAAAUUGAGAAAGGAGACGUGAAAACAUGCAGAUGGUUGUUUGAGACCCAACCAAUGGACGUCCUGUACGAAAAGGUCGACAGGAGUGAAACUGAUGUGAAGGAAGUACAUAAAGGAGACGUAAAGACCUGCACGUGGCUUUUUGAGACCCAGAUGCUGGAUAACAUACGUGACCAUUCGGACAUGGAGAACAUUCUGAAGACCUGCACAGUGAAGCAGCAGGACAUCCAAGGCAAAGACGUGGGACUAGCUCGCAUCCUGUUUGAAACGGAGAACUUGGAAAACAUCACCGGGGAGGAGAGCGGCUCCUUCAGGAGGGUCACCGAAAUCGACAUCCAGUCGGGGGACGUUUCCAGGAUGAAGUGCAUCUUUGAGAACCGCUCCUCUGACAUCAUGAGCUCCACCUCCGAGGAAACGAUGCAAAGGCUGAAGACUCAGCAGGCCGAAGACAUCCAGAAGGGAAACGUGGUCAACUGUACCUGGAUGUUCGAGAACAAACCGAUUGACGCGAUCUGUGAUGCAAAAGAAAGAGAAACACGCACGGUGAUCGAUGUCCAGGGGGGAAACGUCGACAAAGGACGCUUCAUUUUUGAGACUUACUCUCUGGAUCAAAUAAAGGACGAAUCAAGCGAAGCAAACAUUUCGCAACUAACGGGUGUCUUCAGAAAUGACAUGGAGAAAGGAGAUGUGAAAAACUAUAAGAUGAUGUUCGAAACUCAGCCCCUGUACGCCAUCUGCGACAAGGAGGGCCACUACCAUGAAGUAACCACAGUUACUAAAGAGGAAAUCAUGAGAGGAGAUGUGGUGGGCGCAAGGUGGCUUUUUGAGACCAAGCCCCUGGACUCAAUAAGAGAUACAGAGGAGGUGUACGUCAUCAAAGCUGUGACUGAGGAGGGCAUCAAUAAAGGAGACGUGAACUCUGCCAGGUGGAGGUUUGAAACUCAACCGCUGGACGAAAUUACGGAAGAAAUAAAAGUCAAGUCCAAGACGGUUGCUGAUAUCCAAGGCGGAGACGUGAAGACAAACAAACAGCGCUUCGAGACAGACGAGACGUCGCAGAAGUAUGUCAGAACCGUGAGCGUUAGCGAAAUCCAGAGGGGCGACGUCCGAUCGGCCACGUGGAUGUUUGAAACCCGCACCAUUGAUGAGAUCCGAGGGGACGGUGUGGAGUACGACGGCAUGGAGAAGGUGAAGAAAGAGGAAGUCAUGAAGGGGGAUGUCAAACAGUCUGUGUGGCUCUUCGAGAAGCACCCGCUGGACAGCAUCAGAGAAUCGGAGGACUCCGAGACUGCUGUGUCGAAGGAGGAAGUCCUGCGAGGAGACGUGAAAACAACCACGUGGCUUUUCGAGACCACUCAGCUUCACCAAUUCAACGAGAGCAGCGUGGAGAAGACGGAAAUCAUCGGCAAAAGCAUCAAGGAGACGCUGGAGGAGCUUUACAGCCAGAAAAUGGUGGAAUCUCAGGGCGUUCUCAUCGAAGCAGACGAAAUCGGUGACAUCCGCAUGGCAAAGUAUAAACUCCUGAACCAGGAGGCCCCACAGAUACAAAAAGAGGACAUCAUUAGAGGGGAUCUGAGCAACAUAAUGAUGAACCUCCUAAACCGGAGGGAGACUUCAGAAAGGGGUAUAACUAUCGACAAGGAGGAGCGAGGGGACAUCAACACCACCGUGAAGCAGCUGCUCAGCCAGGAGCGAGGAAUCAAUGUGGAGAAGGAGGCAAUUAUUCGUGGCGAUAUUCAGGAGGCCAUGACCAACCUGCUCAGGACGGAGGGCUCCUCCAAGCGUGGCAUUCUGAUUCAGGAAGACGAGAAAGGAGACGUCAAGAUGACCAUCUAUUCCCUCCUAAAUAAGGGGGAGAAAGCCAGCAUGGAGAAAGAGGACAUCAUUCAAGGGAACGUCAGCAAAACUCUUCACCGUCUGCUCUCCAACUCAGGAGAGGAGGAAUCCAAGAAAAUACGAGUUGGAGAGAUAGAGAGGGGCAACGUCAGCUUUUACACAACGUGCAUCGAGUCUGGCGCCUUGGAUUACCUAAAGCAGUUUCAGUCGGAGUCGAGUGAGGAGCACGAGGAGGUUCAAAAGGAGCACAUCAUAGGCGGCAACGUGGAGGAGACCAAAAUGCUGCUGCGGAAGAAUCAGCAGCAGGUGGAACGUACGGUGGCAGAGGACGACAUCGUACCUGUUGAUGUGAACAGCAUCGUUCAGGUGUUCAUGACGGAGCCGUCUGUGACCUACAAAAAUGUAGAAACAAAGGACAUCGUCAAAGGAGAUCUCAGCGCCGCCAUGGACUCGCUGAACCAAGCCAUAACACAAAAAGUGGUCAUCGAAAAAGAAGAGGUAGUGAAGGGAAACAUACCAACGACUUUAAAGAGUCUGGAGGAGGCCCAGCAUCAAGCCAAAGAAAUGGAGAAGCCUGAAAUCAUCAGAGGAGACAUAAGGGGCGCUUUGGAGUCACUGGAAAAAUCGGCGUCUGUCAAAACAGAGGCCACUGUUGAGGAUUUGGUGCCCGGCGAUGUCAAAGGAACUCUGAGGAGCCUGCAGGAGGCGAAACAAGCUGUGAAGGAGAUGGAAAAGGCGGAGAUCAUCAAAGGAGACAUCCACACUGCCAUGCAAAGUUUGCACGAGGCGUCGAGCGAGAAAAAAACCUUCCAGCACCAAGUGAGUGAACAGGGGGACGUAAAAGGUACCAUCCAGCUGCUACUGGAGCCGGCUACCUCUCCGAGAAUGCAGCGCAGGGGGAGCACCGAGGGGGACGUUAAAACGUCCAUAAAAUCCCUUUAUGAGGGGCAGGACGCAGCGCAGGUGGAGAAAGAAGAGGUGGUGAGGGGGGAUGUCCAAGGGGCAAUAAAGUCGCUGAUGCAAAGAAAGCAGUAUACUAGCAAGAAACGCACGCACGCUCCCAAAAAAGCAAAAGAGGCCAUAAAAAAACAACCCACUGCAAAGCAAACGGAGCCCGAAUGCACGCAUGAGGCCGAGGGCGUGGCAGUCACCUCUGCCCCCGCCGUGAAAAACCUCACUCAGAGUGGGGACGUGUGCAUGCAGAGGCACCAUGACAGCAAGUCGCUGAAAACACAGGUAAUAACCCAAGAGGAGCACGUGGUUGCUGUAGUCAAAACAGACAAUCCCGCUGGGGCUUGUCAUCAGGCGGGCAUGAAAGUGCAGCCGCCGCAGAAAACCCCAGCUCCCAAGCCUUUCAUGAUAAAGACGAAACAAAGGAGUAAUCCAGAUCAAACGGAGACCAAAUCCGCUGAUGUGAUUAAACAGGAGCAAAGCGCAUCACAGUGGAGCAACUCCAACGUGCAAAUGAGCCAGAUGACAACAAUAAAGCAGGUGCAGACGGCGGUGACGGAGGAAACGGUCACGCAGAAGCAGAACCACACGUCGCAAAAGAAAAGCGGGGCCCUCAUCGAAAAGCAAAACCCGAAGAGCGAUCGCAAGAACAUCAACAAAGGAGCCAUUAAGAACGUCAAAGCUGAGAUCCACUUCCCUCCGCCGCCGCCGACCUCGCCGCCUCCUCUGUCUGAGUCCGAUCUGUCCCUUCCUCCACCUCCGUCGCCAGUGAUGGAGAGCCCGUUGCCCCCGCCGUCGAUCACGAGGCAGGACAGCGACCUGCCGCCGCCGCCUCCGCCUCCGAUGGAAUUUUUCCCUCCACCUCCUCCAGAUUUUCUCCCUCCGCCUCCAUCACCACAAGAACUUGACGCACUACCUCAGCCUCCACCUGCGCGGCCCUUUGGCAAGCCUUUAUUUAAAGUUCACAAGCAACCAGAACCGCCCAAGCAGCCUGCACCAGUGAAGCCCAAAUGGCAGAAAAAAGCUCCCCCUCCACCCUCAUCUCAGGUUUUUCCUCUGGAAACUGCAUCUUCUAUAGAACACAAGGAGGAAUCAAAGGUCGAAACGCAGCAGACCGCCGUAACCAGCGGUGAAACCAAAUCAGCGCCCACGAAAAUACCCAGCAACCCAAGUCCACAGCCCCCUAGAAAAGUGUUCGUCCCUCCGAUUAAACUGCCUCCCCCUGCAGAGCCUGCUGCAGCUCCGACGGCCAAACCGUACGCUCGCAAAUUCAAAACCCCACUCAUGCUGGCGGAGGAGAAAUACCGCCAGCAGAAGCUGGAGAAAGAGGCGGAGACGGAGAUGAGUAGGGUCUCCACUCCUACUUCACCAUCGGUUAGCAUAUCUGCUGCCACUGCGAACCUGUCUGCAGCAGCAAAAGCAAAGGAAGACGAGGCCUUGCAUGUAAACAAAGGAGAAUUUACUGAGAAGACCCCAUCCCAAACCCCAAUGAGCAGACCCACAACUUUAGCAGUAAAUAAAAGAGCGGCCGCUGCGUCUGCCACGACAACUUUGGAUAAAAAGCUUGUUUCCGUGAAGCCGCCGUGUGAAAAAGUUUUGUCUUCAACUGCUAAUCAGACAGCUUCUGUUAUUCAGUCUCAUCACGAAGCCUCAGAAACCCAAACGAGCUCGAUCGCGGUCACUUCAUCAGUUGUCGAGCAGCAGCACUUUAUUAAAAAAUCCACCGGCAAGUCUGUGGAAGCCUCAGCGACAUCCGUCAGGGAAAAUUUUCCCCGGGGAAGCGAGGACGUCAAGAUUGCACCACAGGAGGGAAAAACAGGCGCUUCUCAAGCAACUAAAAUCCCCAAGGUUAGUCCGAGUUUCAAAGUGAAAACCUUCAAAGCUCCAAUGGAGAAGAAAGAGGAGCAAAAGGAAACAGUCAAAAGCGACAUGUCGCAGAGAGUGAGUGUUGAAAGCAAACAGCUGACCUCAGCAAAGACUGAAGUGACGGCAAAAGAGAAAAGAAGUGAGGACGUGAAGAAAGCUGAAGCAGACGCUCGAACCAAGACAACCAAGCAGGCGCAGAAAACCGAAGCGGAGGUAAAGCUGUCGCCAUCGGUUACUGUCCCACUGCCAAAGUUGAGUAAAACAACGGCGGCCCAUCAAGGACAGGCCCUCGUGUCUGCCUCCCACAGCCAGCAGAGCGUCAAAGCGGAGCACAUUCAGCGGCACGAGGAGGUGGUCGUGACCGAGCGGGUGGUGAGGAGGCAGGAGAUCGUUCAGCAGCAGCAAACCAAGCUGCAAGCGGCGGAGGUGAACAGAACACAGAUAAAAGCGGGAAAGUCGAAGGCUGAGACGAAGGAGGUGUCCGUCCUGAUAACGACCGAUCAACGCGACGCCAAGUUGGAAGAGAACGCCGAUUUGGAGAAGUCCGACACGCUGCAGAAGCUGCUGGCUCAAAUGAAAGAGUUUGAGGGCCAACCAAGCAGACUGGACUCCAACACUGUCAGGGAGGUUGUGGGCGGAGUGCCCGACUGGGUGAUGAGCACAGAUGAAAAGAAGAACAUUAGUGAAAUCGCCAAACAGCAAAGCAAGAAAAAGCUGAAAGAGAUGCUGGCUUAUGUGAGAACGAUCAUCCAAGCCAAGCUCACGCUUCUGGAGAAAAACCUGAAGAAAGAGGAACCGCCUCCAUCCGUGCCUCCCAAACCCGACAAAAGGGUUCUCAGCGUUGCAGCGUCGCAAGUUAGCGCAGUGCAGGAGACGCAAAAUAAGGUGGUGGAGGAGAAAAAGAGUCUGGCGGAGAGCAGAGUCCGUCACGGGGUGAGCCAAGCGGCCGAGCGGAGGGUGUCCUCUCCGUUGGCGAGCAUCCGGACCCCAUCGCCCACCUUCAUCAGCAUCGAAUCCAGACGGGUAGACUCGCCCUUGAGGGUGACCCCGUCUCCUCCGCCUUACAGGUCGGCUGGGACGCCGCCGCCCCCUCCUCGCAAAUCUUUUACUCCCACCCUCAGCAGGACCACGAUGUCUCCCACUCUCAAUCGCUCCGAGAAGCUGAUGAAGGUCAGCACCUCCAAGCUUUCCCGCGGAAUGACUCCCCCUCCUCCGCCGCCGAUGCCGGAGGUCGUUCAGAGAGAGCAACCCUCCCCGCUUAGCGACAGGGAGGCGACCCUGGAGAGGAGCGAGCAGGAGCUGGUGGACGUCGCAGAGAUGGUGGAUUCCAUGACGACGGUGAAAGACAAGAAGUCUUUCUUUGAGGAGGCCCAAAGAGCUGAAGUGAACAAGACCUACUUCCGAAAGGAUCCCAUCGAGAUCCCCGAACGUUUGGGGCCGGAUGCAGAAGAAGGCCCAGAGGCCGUGACCCUCGACCUUCUGAAAGAGGACCUCCCAAAAGUGGACCUGUCGAAGCUCGUCAACAGGUUCGAGUCGCCGCAGCCCAAAAUUUACAGCAGAAAAGAGCCCAUCGUCAUCGCGGAGAGGCUGGGGAGCGACACCGAAGACGCAGAGCCUGAAGUUCAAACCCCGAAAACGGAGGAAAUCCCGACGCUCAACGUCAAAGCAAUAAAGAACGUGUUUGAGACUGGAGAGCACAGCUCCCAGGCAGCACAGGAGCUGAGGGAGCAAAUCGAGAGAAGGGAGCAGGACUCGGUUUAUUCUGAAGGGAGUCACUCCAGAUCAGCGUCUGUGGCCGAGCAAUUCUCCAACGUGGACAACUUAGGAAACCUGACAAGGAGUGAAAUGGAUUCUGAGAAACCAUCGAGCCGCGGCAACCCUCCGUCCUACGCCGACGUGGUCAGGGGCCGAGUUCUGACCGUGGACGUGCCCCCGGAGGCCUCCACAGAGGAGCUGCUGAGGAGCUUCCAGCAGUCGUGGGCCGAGAGCCAGGGAGUCUUCCAGAACCUGGGUUUCAGGGUCACGGAGCAGAGGUCAUCCCAGGUCGUGACCCACCAGCAGGAGACGUUUGUGUCGGAAAACUCGAGUACCAGAGUCCGAACUGUGCAGGGUGUGCCGGAAGCGGGUGUACCCCAUGGAGUCUCUGAUGGCAGACAAACAAAACUUCCAUAAAAGCUGCUUUCGCUGUGAGCACUGCGGAGGCAAACUGAGCCUCGGCAACUACGCUUCUCUCCAUGGACGAAUGUACUGCAAGCCACACUAUAAACAACUGUUCAAAUCCAAA
Messenger RNA from Oryzias latipes (Japanese medaka), 9754 nucleotides. It is a transcript of the gene xirp2a, whose product is annotated as xin actin binding repeat containing 2a. NCBI's taxonomy places the organism in Eukaryota, Metazoa, Chordata, Actinopteri, Beloniformes, Adrianichthyidae. The record is from RefSeq and is a predicted model, not a curated record. Gene Ontology annotation, cellular component: focal adhesion; stress fiber. Gene Ontology annotation, molecular function: actin filament binding. Gene Ontology annotation, biological process: actin filament organization; actin cytoskeleton organization.